AUGCGAGCUGCAAAUAAAGGAAGAAAGCAAAUAGUGUUCAAACCCAGAGAUUGGGUUUGGGUUCAUAUGAGGAAGGAAAUGUUCCCAGCCCAACGAAGGUCAAAGCUAUUACCAAGAGGAGACAGUCCCUUUCAAGUUUUGGAACGAAUUAAUGAGAAUUCCUACAAGCUUGAUCUUCCAGGUGAUUAUAAUAUUAGCGCAAGUUUUAAUGUGGUUGAUUUAUCUCCAUUCGAUGCAGGUAGCAAUUUGGGGACAAAUCGCCUCGAAGAGGGAGGGAAUGAUGAAAUCGAGACCCAAGAGCUAUUAAGUGCUAACGAACCUUCUCUCGAGCUACCUAAAAGACCUAUUACUCGAGCUAGGGCUAAGAAGUUGAAAGAUGCAAUUUUAGCUUUGGUUGAUUGGGUUUGGGGUGAAUCCUUGGCUGGUCUUCUUGAAAGCUCAUGGACCAGCAAGACGAGCAAUCCGUGCACUCUAUUUCAAGCUCACUCAGCUCAACUUUAG
Molecule: messenger RNA, 501 nt
Organism: Gossypium raimondii (Peruvian cotton)
Lineage: Eukaryota; Viridiplantae; Streptophyta; Magnoliopsida; Malvales; Malvaceae
Exons: 1
Coding region: 1-501 (166 amino acids)
Source: RefSeq, a predicted model, not a curated record